This is a messenger RNA of Cyprinodon tularosa, 4127 nucleotides long. RefSeq names its product fucosyltransferase 9a (gene fut9a). Lineage: Eukaryota; Metazoa; Chordata; Actinopteri; Cyprinodontiformes; Cyprinodontidae. Gene Ontology annotation, molecular function: alpha-(1->3)-fucosyltransferase activity. The record is from RefSeq and is a predicted model, not a curated record. The transcript is spliced from 4 exons. Gene Ontology annotation, cellular component: membrane. The coding region runs from base 825 to 1922 and encodes 365 amino acids.
GCGCAUGAGCAAGGCAGCAGGGAAUUAUUCCACAUCCCUGCGCAUACAUGGCGUCCUCUCACACCGAGCAGUGAAUUUAAUAUGCAGCAAAUCCAAGUGCCCCCCCCCCUCCUUUAAUUCAAUCUCUAUUUAUUUAUUUAAUUUGCAGCCAUCAUCUCCUGUCUCCUGCAGAGGGGGCGAUGCGGGCAGCGUGCAUCCUUACAGUCGCCUCCUCAUCCCAGAGGUAGGAUCGUUUCUUAUUCUUUUUUUGCUGCAAACAGCACAGCGGACUGGAUGCUGCUCCUUUAUUCCAGGCGCAUCCGCAGCCUCUCUGUGGUGCAAGGUGUCUUUGAAACGGAUACGGGGAGAAAUCCGAGGAAAGCUUUCUUAUGACUCACCCAUGUCGAGGUGGUGAGUAGCCUAAGAGAUUCAGGUGAUGGAAAAAUAUCCCCUGAAGGGUGGAUCCCAUCAGGUAGCUCCGCCCCUCUAUUCCUGUAGUCGUGGAUGCAGAUGAAGAUGAGGAUGUUCCUAAAUAGAUUCAGAGAGAAUGAGCAUCGUCCUCCAAGCAGUCUCCAACAGACAAAAGUUUCCAAAAGCAGGAGAAUAAUCCUAAUUUCAUACGCCUCUCUGAAAGGCAGCAUUCAUCUUCCUCGUCUGCCGUCAAUCGUGAGACAGGAGGUGGACUCCUUGAGAAGACCGGCUAAUGUGACAUCAGCCAAACCUCAUUAGUUCAUCAAGAACCUGUAUUUUCUCCUGGAGAGCAAAGGUCCAUCUCCCUGACCAAAACGUCAGAUUUGUUAAAAGAAAACACAAAAUUCACAAAGGGCUUUGUGUGGAAUCUCAGCAUGCUGCCAACAGGACAGAGCAUGUCACCUGGAACUUCUCAUAAAAUCCUUCGACCUCUUUUGUUCUCUAUUUUCAUUCUCGGAUGUUUUGUGACUGCAUUUUUGAUGUAUUUCAAGCCAUCCACUAGCUGGUUAAAUGGUCCAUUAGAGUCAUCUGAUUCCGCAAACCAUAUAAAGCAUGUUUUUGCAAAGAGUGACAAAAAUGUGACCACUGUUCUAGUUUGGCUUUGGCCCUUUGGACAAACCUAUGAAAUGAACAUCUGCAGCUCUGACUUUAACAUUGAGGGCUGCUUUAUUACCGCUGACAAAAACUUCUACAAUAAAUCGGAUGGGGUUGUCAUCCAUCAUCGAGACAUUGCUGGGGACCUGUCCAAUCUGCCGACAUCACAGAGGCCGCCCUUCCAGAAAUGGAUUUGGAUGAACUUGGAGUCUCCAUCCCAUUCAGCCCAGCUGCCUGGGAUUAACAACUUGUUCAACCUGACUCUCAAUUAUCGUCAAGAUUCUGACAUCCAAGUGCCUUAUGGAACUAUUGUAGCAGCAGAGACUGUGGAGGACUUUGUACCACCAAGCAAAGACAAACUGGUUUGCUGGAUUGUGAGUAACUGGAAUCCAGAACAUGUGCGGGUAAAAUAUUACAAUGAGUUGUACAAACACAUCGAGGUUCAUGCAUAUGGACAUGCAUUUGGGGAAUACAUCGCUGACAAAGAUUACAUUCCUACUAUGUCUAGCUGUAAGUUCUAUUUGUCCUUUGAGAACUCAAUCCAUAAGGACUACAUCACUGAGAAACUCUACAUCCCACUCUCUGUGGGCACAGUACCAGUGGUCCUUGGUACAACUAGGCAGAACUAUGAGAACUUUGUUCAAGGAGACGCAUUUAUCCAUGUGGAUGACUUUAACUCACCGAAAGAGCUGGCGGAUUACCUGCUUCUCCUGGACAAAAAUGAGGAAUUGUAUCUUGGGUACUUUAAAUGGAGACGGCAAUUUAAAGUAAACAGAGCCAAUUUCUGGGCAGAGCACACAUGCCAGGCUUGUGAUUACCUGAGACGGCAUAAAGAAUACAGGGCAUUCAAUAACCUUAACAAAUGGUACUGGGGCUGAUGGUGCUGAAUGGACAAUGCAGCACAGAUCCACUCUAUAUAAAGUUGAACUCAGCACACUGAAUAAAUGGCUACUCAUUGAGACAAACGUUACAGUGGACAUUUUUGAUGUAAUAUUCAAAGCAUUGCAGAAAAUCCAUCUCAUUUGUGAUAGUGAAGAAGUCACCUAUGCAGAGCACUGAAGUCAAAUAUAAAGAGUAGUUAAACACUGUCUUGCAGAAUUUUUUAAAAUUUGUUGCUGUCUUUAAACAUAUUUUUGUAAAUUUACAUUUGCACUGCAAAUUCAAAAAUAUGCUUCUGAACAUUUUGUAGGGAAAUAUUGAUAAUUUUAGAAGUAAGGCUUUGAUUAUAAAACCUGUUACCUAGAAUUUUCCUGUGCAGUCUUAACAACUGGAAUUUAAUUUCAGAAUUGUCCCAGUCCUGAUAUAUAUAAUGAAGAAAAGAGUAAGGGAAAUAUCCCUCCCUUCUGUCAUUUUCUAGUCUUUAUUACUGUUCUUUAUAAGAGUAAUUCAGAGCAGGUGCAUCACAAUCCAUAUUUAUGUGUGUGAAUGUUUGUGUAUAGAUAUAGAUAUAUCUAUAGAUAUAGAUAUUUUUUAUUAUGAAUUGGGCAUAGAAAGGCUGGAUGGUUUGCCUCUUGUAAUGAGAUCUGUUAUGCACCGUGAUGCACCUGCUCUGUACUCAAAGAGCAGGUUGGUCAAAGCACUUCAUAUUGGUGAUCUUUCUAUUAAAAACAAUAUAAAGAUAAAAAUCAAGACAUAACUGAGUGAUCAUAUAUCUGUAUUCCUCACUUGUCGCAAAAUAUUACCUCAAAUAUUUAUCCAGUUUUCAGGAUAAAUACAGAUUUUGGAUUAAUGGCAAAACCGGGCAGAUAUAUUUGCCAUUCUAUUUUUAUUUUUUAUUUUCUCUGAAGUAGCGCAUAUAUGUAGAGCAUCACCCAGAGUUGAACUGAUAAGGUGUUUGAAGAUGUUUGCAGCACUAUUCAACAAUUAAAAUCAUAGUAGUGGAAUUGCAUUACUUCAUACAUGAAAAGCUGUAAAAUUGGGUUUUAUCGACACUCAUCUCAAUAUGAACAUCAUCAUUUUGCACAUAAGUUUUCUUUUUAAACAACAUUCUGAGCAAAACCUUAACAUUUUAUGCAAGAUAAACUGGCAGCUCUUUGGGGUCAAAGCCUGAAAAAUAUUUUCGGUCAGAACUGAUACUUCUUCACUGUCAUAAGGGCAAAGUGAAAAGCAUGAUGAGCUCACUUUUCUACUACAAUCACGGCCCUUGAAUCCAUUUUGAAACAUGUGCAUAACUGUAAUAAACUUAGGCUUCAGCUUAAUCAAUCCAGGCUGUUUUGUGAGAUAAUUGAUCGUAUGAAGUUCCAACUGCUUUAAUGAAAGAAAAGUAGAGUGUGUUGUAUAUAUUUUUAAAGAUAAGAUGUCUUUAUAACAGUGGUUUGACGGUGAAUAUCAUUCUGCUCUAACUUCAGGGGUAGAUGUUUUGAGGAGCUGAGAUACUUUAAAUUUAAGUAAAAAGGGAGAAACAGUUGAAGUGAAAAAGAUCAGAAACAGCGCUUGUAGUGCCAGGUGAUGUGGGCAUGUAUUAUUUUUACAUUCAAACGUUUUUGUAUCAGGUGGAAAUCCUGCUGGUAUGACCUUACUCAGAAAGGUGUGCCAAAAUGCAGCACAGAAAUAGCACUUUUUAUUUAUGUGAAGUUGUGUAACUCACUGUGGUUAUGGGUUGUCUUAAAUGGAGCUUUUUUUAUUUCAAGAUUAAGUUCUUGGUCUUCACUAAAGAACAUUUUGUUUACAGUUUCAUAAUGUAUAGUUCUUUCUCCUCUAUGAAAAUAGAGCUUUGUUGUUCAGAGUGGUUGACAAUUUUGAAGAAAAGGAGUUUGUGUCGUGAAUGUUGUCUGUCUCACUUUUUCUCUUCUUCUCAGACCAGGUAUAUGCUCUGUCUUUAUAGCAUUGGAAGCUACAGCAGGAUUUAUGUGGUUAUUUUAAAGGCACAGAAUUGGUGGGUCGAAAAACUGUAUUGUACAUUGAAUGGGAUUAAGUCUAUGUGUGUGAUUUCUCCUUAAAAAAAAAUCGAAUUAUGCCUAUUUUUAAGACAUUCAGCUAGUUGGAACAAGGUAUUUGCCAAACCAUUGUAUUUGCCAAAUGUGUUCUAACUGUAGAUGUCUAAUAGUAUAAUGGAGAGAAUAAACAUAUGGGUAAAAUUUGAA